AUGGCUACAUCAAUCAGUGACGAUCGGAAUGAAAUUCAUUUUCAACGAGGUUCAUGCAAUAUUAUUUUAAAACCCGGCGAUCUCUUAGAUGAAAAGGAUGUUGAUAUACUUGUCAUUCCAGUACCAGCAGGUGGAUUGAAUCCUGAUAAUUUUCUACUCUUCAAAACUAUUUCCUCUAAAGCAGAUCAACAUUUCAAAAAAGAAAUUGAUAGAGUUUGCUCUAAUUUAACACAGUUAGAACCGCAAACGAUUUCGAAAAAUGGUCUUCGAUAUAUUUUUGUAGUACCACCAUAUGUUGGUAAUCCCAAGAAUGCUUCUGAAUAUUUAAGAAAAACUUAUAUUUCAUGUCUCAAAUUGGCAGUUGAGAAUAACUCUCAAAAAAUUGCUUUUCCCACUAUUGGCUGCGGUAAUAUUGGAUUUAAAAUAAACGAUGCAGCUCGUAGUGUUUAUAUGGCUUUGGAAAAUUUUUGUCAAUCAAAUGAUGGCAAAAAAAUGAAUGAAAUUCGAAUAGUUAUUUAUGAUUCGAAGAUAUAUAACGAAUUCACUGGUACUUUCAUGGAUGUUUGUAGAACCAAAAAUAUAAAAUUUCAACAUAUACCAAUAUCGACGAAAAUUUCAAAUCCAUCUGAAAUGUCCUCGACAAGAGAUAAACGUCAAAUAACACAACGACAAUUACAUGGAAAUGAUACAACAGAUUAUCCCGAUGAUUUUGAUGAUGAUGCGGAUAGACACCAACAAAGUGGUAUGACAAGACAAACUUCGAACCUCAAUCCAGAUUCACCAGAAUUUCAGCCAAAAACUAAUAAUAAACAACGUGUUCAUCGUCGUUUUCUCCUCAAGAAUAAUCACACAGAACUCAAUAUAAUUCAAGGAGAUAUUUUAACAAUAAAAGUGGAUGCUAUUGUCAAUGCUGCUAAUGAAAGCAUGUUGGGUGGCGGUGGAGUUGAUGGAGUUGUCCAUAGAGCUGCUGGAAAAAACCUUCGAAGAGCUUGUGAAGCUCACAAACAAAUUUAUUCUGAUGUUCGUUUACCAACUGGUCAUUCGCGCAUUUUGCUUAGUUAUGAUUUGUCCACAACAACUUACUAUAUUAUCAAUACUGCUGGUCCCCGCUAUGAUGAUGCUCCGCCAGAUCAAUGUAAAAAAGAUUUAAUUUCGUGCUACAAAACAUCAUUGGCUUUAGCUAAUUUAUACGAUCUUGAAACUAUCGCUUUUACUGCCAUUAGUUGUGGUAUAUUCGGUUAUCCAAUAGAUGAAGGUGCUGAAGUUGCACUUGAAACAGUUGAUAGUAAAGCUGGUGGCAUGCGUAAAAUUUGGUUUGUAUUAAAGGAAGAUGAUAUUUAUGAUGCAUGGAUCAAGAAAGCCGAGGAAUUACAGUUCAAUUCACUCGAUAAAAGUAGUACUGCAGCAACGAUACGCACAUCAACACAGAUACAUACAAAUAAUCAAAAGACGAUUGAAAAACCAAUUAAAAAUAAUGAAUCGACAGUAUCAAGCAAAUCACCUGAAUUGAAUGUGAUCGAUGCAUCGACAGUCAAUAAUACACAAACAGUACCUAAAGAAUCUAAACAAACAAAACAACAUGAGAAAUCAUCACAAAAUCAAGAUGAAAAAUCUAAAAAACAAGCGACUAUAGAAAAUAUAAAAGAUGAUCACUUAUCGAAUAAAAAUGAACAAACAAACAAAACAAACAGUGAAAGAUCGAAUACCGACAGUCGAGAAGAACAAAAACCAUCGGAUGAUUCUUCUAAGACUAAACCAACUCAAAAUACUAAUCAAAAAGCAACUUCAAACAAAACAGACAAAUCAAAAACGCCAACCGGUGAACCGCAUAAUAAAAAACAAUAG
Molecule: messenger RNA, 1845 nt
Organism: Rotaria sordida
Lineage: Eukaryota; Metazoa; Rotifera; Eurotatoria; Philodinida; Philodinidae
Source: the annotation of a GenBank genome assembly